Molecule: messenger RNA, 1038 nt
Organism: Colletotrichum karsti
Lineage: Eukaryota; Fungi; Ascomycota; Sordariomycetes; Glomerellales; Glomerellaceae
Exons: 3
Coding region: 1-1038 (345 amino acids)
Source: RefSeq, a predicted model, not a curated record
AUGCCCGCCCUCGAUAUCGAAGCUCCUCAAGUCUCGCCUCCGGAGGCGCCUUAUGUCGAAGGACCAAAGGUGAAGAAGCCAACUCGUCCGACGCAGGAAAUCCCCGACUUCAUCGUCGACGAGGCUCGCACGACGAAGCGUGUCCGUUGGAACGCGAAAGAGCACCUCGCCUUCGAGCCCCCCAAGAACAUCGUCACCAUGAAGGAAAUCGGCCUCGAGGGCCACGGCAUCUCGAAGAACGCUGUGUCAGACCCAUUCCCGCUCUUCACCAAAGACGCCAUGCUGCAGAUGCGGGCCGAGCUCUUUGAUGACUGGACGCUCGAGAACUGCCGAUUCGCGACGGAUUUGACGCCGAAUUUGAUACGAGGCCUGAAACCCGAGAUGGCUCCUUUCUGCUUCGAUGCUUGGCUAUCCCCGGAGGUCCUGAGAAUCGUGUCGGAGGUCGCCGGGGUUGAACUUGUGCCCGCCUUUGACUACGAGAUUGCGAACGUCAACAUCUCGAUCAACGACCAGAACAUCCCGACGGUGGGUUCGGGCGACCAGACAUCCUCAGUCGGUUGGCACUACGACAGCUACCCGUUUGUUUGUGUGACCAUGGCCUCCGACUGCACCGGCAUGGUGGGUGGUGAGACAGCGAUCCAGCUGCCAGGCGGAGAGAUUAAAAAGGUCAGAGGGCCGGCUAUGGGUACUGCCGUUGUGAUGCAGGGUCGGUACAUCCGGCAUCAGGCUCUGAAGGCCUUUGGUGGACGUGAGCGCAUCGCCAUGGUUACUGCGUUCAGACCGAAGUCACCUUUUGUUAGAGACGAGUCUAUCCUCACCGGCGUCCGACCUAUCAGUUACACGAGCGACUUAUAUACUCAGUACACUGAAUACCGACUGGAAAAUCUUGAGGAGCGCAUCCGAGGUAAACUCAGGGAAGAGCGCCGCCGAGAAGUGGAGAAACGCCCCUACAACAUCGCCAAAACGAGGCAGUUCUUGCAAGAGCAGAUAAACUACUUGCAGUCCAUGAUGGGCCAGAUCAUCGAGCUGGAGUCUUAG